GGGACGAACGACGGCCAAUUCGGCUUCAAACCCGCCAGAACAACGCUUUCCAGCGAGCCAUUGUCCAAGCUUUUCCCAACCCGCUCAAUUCAUAUACCUUCAAUCACAAUGGGUGGAGGCGGAAAGAUCCCGUAUCCCAAGGAAGUCUGGUCUCCCGCCGGAGGCUGGUAUGCUCAGCCCGCGAACUGGAAGCUCAACACCGCCAUCAUGGGUGCCACAGUGAUUGGAAUUGCUGCUACUGUCUGGAGCAUCAGCGCCGACCGUGAGCACCGCGACAAGAUGCCCGAGCCUGGCAGAUUCUUCCCUAGUCGCUACUGGAGCAGGGAAAUCAUCGAACACGAGAGAAAACAACAGGCCUCGAAGCAGGACUCAUAAUGUGGUUGACAGGAAAUAAGAAGCGAGUGGGAUAAAAUGCAAUUGCGAAGGUCUCCUGUGGCAU
Aspergillus brunneoviolaceus CBS 621.78 is the source of this 439-nucleotide messenger RNA. RefSeq lists its product as uncharacterized. The record is from RefSeq and is a predicted model, not a curated record. NCBI's taxonomy places the organism in Eukaryota, Fungi, Ascomycota, Eurotiomycetes, Eurotiales, Aspergillaceae. The annotation marks the transcript as partial. The transcript is spliced from 3 exons.